CCCUGGCCCGGCCCGGCCCGGACCACCGGCAGGCACCCUUGUCCCCGGCCCUGGAUGGAGGCUGCAAACUCGGAGCACCCACCCAUCCGCCCAUCCUUGCUGGCUGCCCAGUUACCCUGGUUAGACAAGAACAGGCUCCAACAUCUGGUGGGGCUGUGGUAAAAUCAGGAAGUGAAAAUGCAUCGUUUAAGGACUUGUGCUGCUAAAUUGAGGCCAUUGACUGCCUCUCAGACUGUUAAAAAUGUAUCACACAGCGGAGCAGCAGUGUCUAGGACGUUUCAACAAUGGCGCUUUUAUACUGCGCCAGUUGCUGCUGAACCCUUUCUGAGUGGGACUAGUUCGAACUAUGUUGAGGAAAUGUACUUUGCUUGGCUUGAAAACCCACAGAGUGUUCAUAAGUCUUGGGAUGUAUUUUUUCGGAACGCUAACAUGGGAGCAGCGCCGGGCACUGCUUAUCAAAGUCCUCCUCCGCUGGGUGCAAGUCUGGCUUCCUUGUCUCAAGCCCAGUCCAUGGUAGUUGCACAGCCAAAUGUGGACAAGUUAGUGGAGGAUCAUCUGGCAGUACAGUCCCUCAUCAGAGCUUACCAGAUCCGAGGACAUCAUGUUGCACAGCUGGACCCUUUAGGAAUUCUGGAUGCGGACUUGGAAGCGUCCGUUCCAGCUAACCUAGCCACUUCCUCAAACGGACUUGACAUCGCAGUCUGCAAGGAGCGUCUGAAAAAGUUGACGGUAGGAGCAUUUUAUGGCCUAGAUGAGUCUGAUCUCGACAAAGUCUUCCACUUGCCCACGACUACCUUCAUCGGAGGCAACGAAACUGCCCUUCCACUUCGGGAGAUUAUCCAGCGAAUGGAGAUGUCUUACUGCCAACACAUUGGAGUCGAGUUCAUGUUUAUCAAUGACCUGGAGCAGUGCCAGUGGAUUCGGCAAAAGUUUGAGACGCCACGUGCCAUGCAGUUCAAUAACGAAGAGAAGCGCACCCUCUUGGCCAGGCUGAUCCGCUCCACCAGGUUUGAGGAGUUUCUGCAGAGGAAGUGGUCAUCUGAGAAGCGCUUUGGUUUGGAAGGUUGUGAGGUAUUGAUCCCAGCACUGAAGACCAUCAUUGACAAGUCCAGUGAAAAUGGUGUUGAGAAUGUCAUCAUGGGCAUGCCACACAGAGGCCGUCUGAAUGUGUUGGCCAAUGUUAUCAGGAAAGAAUUGGAGCAGAUCUUCUGUCAGUUUGACUCUAAAUUGGAAGCUGCUGAUGAGGGGACUGGUGAUGUGAAGUACCAUUUGGGUAUGUACCACCGGAGGAUCAACCGUGUAUCAAACAAAAACAUAACUCUCUCCCUCAUGGCCAACCCGUCCCAUCUGGAGGCUGUGGAUCCUGUGGUUCAAGGAAAGACCAAAGCAGAACAGUUUUACCUCAGUGACACAGAAGGAAAGCAGGUGAUGUCAAUUCUCCUGCACGGUGAUGCAGCAUUUGCAGGCCAGGGAAUUGUCUAUGAAACCUUCCACUUGAGUGACCUUCCGUCCUAUACCACCCACGGAACCAUUCAUGUGGUGGUAAACAACCAGAUUGGAUUCACAACUGACCCACGUGUUGCCCGGUCCUCUCCAUACCCAACGGAUGUGGCCCGUGUGGUCAAUGCUCCUAUUUUCCACGUGAACGGUGAUGACCCCGAGGCGGUGAUGUAUGUGUGUAAUGUGGCUGCUGAGUGGAGAAACACCUUCCAUAAGGAUGUCGUGGUUGAUUUGGUCUGUUUCCGUCGCAAUGGGCACAACGAGAUGGAUGAGCCCAUGUUCACGCAGCCACUGAUGUACAAGCAGAUCAAGAAGCAGAAGCCGGUGCUGAAGAAGUACGCAGAGAAGCUGACGUCCGAGGGUGUGGUCACUCAGCAGGAGUUUGAGGAGGAAAUGGCCAAAUAUGAUAAGAUUUGUGAGGAAGCGUAUACUCGAUCCAAAGAUGAGAAAAUCAUGCACAUUAAACACUGGCUGGACUCCCCGUGGCCAGGUUUUUUCACUCUUGAUGGCCAGCCUAAAAGCAUGACGUGUCCCUCCACUGGUCUCACCGAGGACAUGUUGAAUCACAUUGGGAACAUAGCCAGCUCUGUCCCAAUAGAAGACUUCACCAUUCACGGAGGUUUAACUCGCAUCCUAAAGAGCCGUGGGGAGAUGGUGAAGAACCGCAUGGUGGACUGGGCCUUGGCGGAGUACAUGGCCUUUGGAUCCCUGCUGAACGAAGGUAUACAUAUCCGCUUGAGUGGACAGGACGUGGAGAGAGGAACGUUCAGCCAUCGGCAUCAUGUACUGCACGACCAAAACGUGGACAAGAAGACCUGUAUUCCCAUGAACCACCUAUGGCCAAACCAAGCCCCGUACACCGUGUGCAACAGCUCGCUCUCUGAAUACGGGGUGCUGGGGUUUGAACUGGGCUUUGCGAUGGCUAGUCCCAAUGCCCUGGUUCUAUGGGAGGCCCAGUUUGGUGACUUCCACAACACUGCCCAGUGCAUCAUUGAUCAGUUCAUCAGCCCGGGUCAGGCCAAGUGGGUGCGACAGAAUGGGAUCGUUCUGCUCCUUCCACACGGCAUGGAAGGAAUGGGACCAGAACAUUCCUCGGCAAGACCGGAGCGGUUCCUGCAGAUGUGCAAUGAUGACCCUGAUAUUGUACCAAAAUUCACGGAGGAUUUUGUGGUGCGUCAACUGUAUGACACCAACUGGAUUGUCGUCAACUGCUCCACACCUGCAAAUUACUUCCAUGUGCUCAGGAGACAAAUACUGCUGCCCUUCAGGAAACCGUUGAUCAUCUUCACUCCCAAAUCACUGCUUCGCCAUCCAGACGCCAAAUCCAGCUUUGACACCAUGCUGCCAGGCACAGAGUUCCUGCGUGGUAUUGUGGAGGACGGAGUUGCAGCUCACAAGCCCCAGGAUGUAAAGAGGCUGCUGCUUUGUACUGGUAAAGUAUAUUAUGAGCUGGCAAAAGAGCGCAAGACCAGAGACUUGCAAGCUGAGGUUGCCAUCACCAGGGUGGAGCAGCUUUCUCCCUUCCCGUUUGACAUAAUUGAACAAGAAGCAAAGAAGUACUGCAAUGCUGAGAUAGCCUGGUGCCAGGAGGAGCACAAGAACCAGGGCUACUAUGAGUACGUGAAGCCUCGUAUCCGUGCCACCAUUCACCGUGAACGCCCUGUGUGGUACGUGGGACGUGAUCCAGCCUCUGCCCCAGCCACUGGGAACAAGAACACUCACCUGCAGGAACUCAAGAGGUUCCUGGACACCAGCUUUAACCUGGACGCUUUCAAGAACCUGGGCAAAUAAGACCUUUCCUUGGAAUUUGCUCAACAUCUGAAACUUCAUCUUCCGUCCUUACUUCUAGGGACUAGGCUGUGCAUGCUACUGGGAUCUCUCUUGUAACUGUACAAUUGGCAAGAGGCUUGUUCCUGCACCAUUCAUUUCAGAUAGGGAGCAAAGAAAAUACCUCGAAUCAGGACAUAAAUUCUGCAGCAGGGAACAGCUGUGCAUAAACCGGUCACUGGUGUGCUUUUGGCUGGCAUCACCCACUCCACUUUUUAAAUGUAUGAUUUAGUUUAUCUGAGCAGUAGCAGUAAUGAGGUGUGGUUUGUAAAUUUUGUGAAUAAGGAAUUUUUCUAUUUCUGAUCUGGCGAAGGGCUAGGCUCCCGGCCACGGGCAGGAUCACGUUCGUUUUUAGCGACUCUCCACUGCUCCACACGUUAUCAUUGGGAGAAGACGAUGCACCCUCAGCCUGUGCCAAAAUCAAGAUGCUCAUUUACCUAUCUAGAGAGGCGGGGGCCGGAGGGCAGGUUUUAUCUCGAUUACCACUUCUUGGAACUGCGUAGUACAAAAACUGAUUUAUUUAUUUUGGUACAAAUAAACUUUUCGACUCGAUAUAGCUUCAUCAAUAAACAGCGUUCACUUCACGCAA
This is a messenger RNA of Leucoraja erinaceus (little skate), 3916 nucleotides long. Its product is annotated as 2-oxoglutarate dehydrogenase complex component E1. Lineage: Eukaryota; Metazoa; Chordata; Chondrichthyes; Rajiformes; Rajidae. Gene Ontology annotation, biological process: tricarboxylic acid cycle. Gene Ontology annotation, molecular function: oxoglutarate dehydrogenase (succinyl-transferring) activity; thiamine pyrophosphate binding. The record is from RefSeq and is a predicted model, not a curated record. Gene Ontology annotation, cellular component: oxoglutarate dehydrogenase complex; mitochondrion. The transcript is spliced from 24 exons. The coding region runs from base 178 to 3291 and encodes 1037 amino acids.